AUGACUUUGAGGUUUUGAGGUCUGUUGAAACCCUGAGGAACUCAGAACCCUUUUGCUUCCUUUUGCUCGGUGAGCAGUUCAGGGCCUUUGUGCACAAAGAGAGUGGACGUGUGAGAAGAGCCGUGCUGCUAGAGAAGAACCCUCUGUGGAGCUCAGACCUGUGCCUGGACUCUACACCCAGACUGAAGAUCUGGCUUUUCAAGUACCUGUGUUCCUCAUGCCCCAGAGCUGCAGUAGGGCAAGGCUGAGCGGAGAAAGACAGGGGAGAAGAGAAGAUGGAAUGAGAAGCACUACACAGAAAACAGCUGCUCGGGGCUGGCUGAAUCCUUGGAGUUGAAAGGUCAAGACGCCAAUGCAAAGACACAACAGGAGAGGAGAACCAGUGAGGAACCAGGAGCAAAGAGAGAAGCUGGAGAAAGCUUGUAAGAGGAGAAUUGGAAUAAUUUAUGAUGCAGUUUGGACUUCAGUCUGGUUGACAAGCUGUGCAUUUGGAGUGCAUAGGUAGAAGAAACAACCUGGAGGAAUGAAAGAGAAUAUUCUUGGAUUGGACCAGUCUUAGUAGGCUAAUAGCAGAAGGAAAUGGUGAACAGAAGUGUUCGUGGUGCGUCUACGUUUGACUCAGAUGAAAACAAAAUCAUUUCUACUCUGUAGAACCACCCUUUUACAGAGAAAAAGUGAAGGCAAUGUUUGAAGAAUGGACAAAUUGAAUACCUCUAAGAAUUCCUCUUGUGAUCCUAUACUGGCGCACCAUUUAACCUCACUUUACUUCAUAGUGCUCAUUGGAGGGUUGGCAGGGCUCAUCUCCAUCCUGUUUUUACUGGUGAAAAUGAACUCACGUUCAGUGACCACCAUGGCAGUCAUUAACCUGGUGGUGGUCCAUGGGUUAUUCCUGCUGACUGUGCCUUUCCGCUUGGCAUACCUCAUCAAGGGGACUUGGACUUUUGGAUUACCCUUCUGCAAAUUUGUGAGUGCCAUGCUGCAUAUACACAUGUACCUCACCUUUCUCUUCUAUGUGGUGAUACUGGUCAUCAGGUACCUCAUCUUCUUCAAGCGCAGAGACAAAGUAGAAUUCUAUAGAAAACUGCAUGCAGUUGCUGCCAGUACUGCUAUGUGGAUUUUGGUGAUUGUCAUUGUGGUGCCCCUGGUGGUUUCUCAGUAUGGAAAUAAUGAAGAAUACAAUGACCAACACUGCUUUAGAUUCCAUAAAGAACUUGCCCGUGAUUAUGUACGAGUUGUCAACUAUAUGAUAGUCAUUAUUGUCAUAACCAUUGCAAUGAUUCUCUUGGGUUUCCAAGUUUUCAUCACAUUGUCCAUGGUUCGGAAGCUCCGCCACUCCUUACUAUCCCACCAGGAGUUCUGGGCUCAGCUGAAAAAUCUGUUCUUUAUAGGCAUAAUCCUUAUUUGUUUUCUUCCCUACCAGUUCUUCAGGAUUUAUUACUUGUACAUAGUGGCACACUCCAAGAACUGUAAAAACAAAGUUGCAUUUUACAAUGAAAUCUUCUUAAGCACAACAGCCAUCAGCUGCUAUGAUUUGCUGCUCUUUGUCCUUGGAGGAAGCCAUUGGGUUAAGCAAAAGAUUAUUGACCUAUGGAAUUGCCUUUUAUGCUAUUAGCCAAGACUACUACAGCAUUCAUUUCUUCCUGUUGGGAAUGAGAAUAAGCAAGGGAGGAAAGAAUGGCUUUGCAUUGCUUGAUCAAAACCUUGCCUUGGCCCAGACAAAGAAAAGGACUAAAAAGUGUCCAAGUGCUCCCUGUAAAAGAUGUCCAUGCAAAGACGAGUUGUGGUGAACCUACAUGGAAUUGCAAAUGCAUUAUUUUCGAACCUAGUGGUUGCUUGCCCCAUCCGGAAAAGACGGGUGUGCUGGAUGCUGAAGUUCUAUCAGGGUAUGGUGACUUCCAGGGUUUGAGACAUGGUUUUCCCUGCCAGGCUUUGGGCUGCAGUUAGGGGAAGAGUUAUUUUCAGUCUACUUCUCCUUCCAAAGGCUAAUAAUCCUGGUUAUCAAACAGCUCCAAAGAGAUCAAGUCCACUUGUUGUACCAGACAAAUUGGCACAACCAACAUAAGCAGCCGGGCAAAACAGCCAGGCAAGUGGAGGAGUAAGAAAUUUUUCUGUAUCAUCCUAAUUUUGGAGGGAGCACCAGGACUUCUGCUUUAACAAGCUUUCUAGCCUUGCCCUUCUGAAGGUUGUGUUUAAGGACAUGAGUAAUGAACUCUCAUCAAUCACACUCUCUGAAAAUUCUUUGUAACCUUAUUAAGAUGCCGAAGUAAUGGUGAAAGCCUAACUUAUAGAACACUCCUGGACAGUGUCCUGCUCACAGUGAAAUGAAUGGCAAUAUAGGAUAAUUAACCUUUUUUCCUUUCCUGUUUUUGAAAGAAUUUUUAUGUCUUGGUCCACAGUUAAUGCAUUUUACACAUUUGAAGAUAAGAAGUUAUACUGUAGUCUUUAAGUUGUACUCCAUUCUUAAAAAUCAUAUGUUUUUAAAACAAAACCUGUAUUUUUUGAGCAAAAAGAACUUCUGGGGAAAAUAUGGGAUAGUCCUUAAUUUAGAAUACGUGAGAUUAGGUUGCAUUAAGAGAGUCUUAGAAAAAUUUUGAAAAUGAAUGAGUAAAUAUGCUGGAAGGUAAUACCAUUCCAUCCUUUAAAAUAUUAAACCAUAUGGAUAUCUUUGCCAAAUUCUUAGUAACAUUUUGCAAUUUGGUUCAUAACUUGUGACACAUGGCAUUAAACUUUUAUUUCAAGAAUUCUUGAUUGAGUUCACAUACGGGUUUAUGGUUUGUACUUAAUUGGCUUUAUUUUCUUUUUGCCGUUUCCUCUUAUUCUGUCUCCCCCAGUUUCAUGAUCUUGACAGUUUUCAGGGAACUGAGCCAUAUCCAUAUUUAAGCCUCCAGACAACCUGAAGUCAUUAGUCCUGUGAAUAGAAGGAGAGGUGAGUCACCAGGGCUCUUCUUCCUGGAAGGGACCUCCUUACAUCUGAAAGGCUUUUGUUAGUUGCUGCUGUUCCAAGGAUCCCAAGUUCCCCUGUGAGACUCCAGUUUCAGUGGAAUUACCAAGGCAUAGGAACUAAUCCUGGAGAAAAACAUGUAGCAACACACUGCAAAUUUGACUCUUUCUAACUUUUCCUCUUUAAAAUUUCAGCUCUGCAUUCCCAUCUCUUUUUUAGAAAACAACAACAACAACAUUUCUUUCAUUUACUACUUGUUUUCUGUUCCCAUUUAUUUUCUAAAUUUUUUCCUCACUUUGACUCAUAAAGUUUGUAUGACCAUUGCUAAGAUUCACAAAACAUUUUAAGAAAAUUUGUAACACCCACAAAAUAUAAGUAUACCCACUAAGUAUAGGAAAAUAAAGAUAGAUGAAAUAUUUAAAAUAAGCUUUACUUGAGAAAGUUUCAGGAGGGCUUUCUUCUUAUGGCUACUAUAAGUGUAGACUCUGCAUCAUACUUUUAUAGACUGGAUUAUAUCUUCCAGACUUUAGAUAUACUGAUGCAAAGCAGUUAUGCAUUUUUCAAUAUUAUAAUAAGUGGUCCAUAUAUUUCUAUGGGUCUAUAUAUAGAAGUGUUAUCUAGAAUAUAGAAAUGCAGCAUUCUAUAAUUUAUAAUACCUUAUUGAUCAGGUUUCACAGAAUAAAUGAAAAGUUUUCAAGUUGCCACUCUUUUGAUUUAGUUGGUAUAAAAAUAGAUGCUACAAGCAAAUGGGAACUGACAUUAGUCUCAAAGGCCACUUUGGAUGUCACCAUUAUAAGAAAUACUAGUAGGAUCUGGUGAUGAGUUCAGGAACUAGACAUUUGGCCUUGCAUUAAAAAGAGUCAUAUUGUCUUGCUGUGUAUUUGAAUAACCUCCCAGACAUGUAGGAAGUGGAAUAUAGAUGAGUAAUUAUUGGAGCCAAUGGGUUUUAUUCAGUUUUCAUGGCAUAUAAUAUUUUGACCCAUUUUUUUGAAAACACAAUUAUCAUGGACAUUAAGGAAAGAUUUUAUUCUGGUUACCUCAGAACCUUACUAGGAGUUGUUUAUUAUUUUUUAAAAAGUCACAUGAUUAACAAGCAAGACCAUUUAUAAUGUUAAAAUACAACACAAUAUUGCCAUAAAUGAUAAUUUUAGCAGUUGUAUUAAGGUGGGAAUAAUAUAGAGAUGUCAAUAUCAUAUUGCCUCAUUUUUUCUCUCUUGUUACUACACAACUAAAAAUGUAGUUUUUCUUAUAUUUAUUAUAUAUAGUACAGGAAAGUUAUGAAAUUCAUUAUCUUCAAACUCCAUUUGAGAAUGGGAAAGUGUUAUUUAAUAUUGUGAUACAAAGCAAGGUGGUUCUCUAAGAUCCAUGUGAUCUAUGAUGCACAGGAUCAGUUGUAAAGGUGGUUCUGUCUUUGUGAACAUUAGGAUCAUGGAAAAAUAUGCUGAUGUCUUCGGAAUAAUCUCCUGAGUUGAUAAAAUCCUUGAUCCUUUCUUCUGUCCGUUAAAUGUGAUUUUUAGGAAACUGACAAGGACAUGUUUGUGUUUCCUUUGUUGCUAAGUAAAAGGCAUUUCUCUAUCAUCACUGUCAGAUUGGCCUAGUACCAAUGUCCAAUAGAUCCUAGACCCAAAGAUAAGACAGUGGUUGAGAUGCAGGUAGACAUAGAAAGAUUGUUUCUGGCAUCCUAGUCAACAGUUGUUCUUUACUUAAUUUUCUUGAGAAAGGGUCACUGAAUUAGAGAGAAAGCCACUCCCUCCCUCCCUCCCUCUCUCCCUCUCUCCAUUCCUCCCUCCCUCCCUCCCUCCUUCUUUCCCUCACUAGCUCUUCCUCUCUUUUAAUCUGAACCAUAGCUUUUAUAGAAGGCAUGGUAUUGGUACAAAGAUGUGACCAUUGCCCAUUUGACCAGUCAUUUUAGAGAAGAAUAAUCUCAUCCCUGGAUGAAGAAAAGAGUUGCUUAAAUUCUAGAGGAGUCAAGAUCGUCUCUUUUAUUCUGAGGAGAACAUUGUUUCAAAUGUCAAAAAUAAACACCAAAGUCUACACCUGCCUCCUAGAAGCGCCAUCUUUUGCAGGCCUACAGGGUCUCAAGUUCAGGAAAGUCCAGAAAUCCUUGAAUGAUGUCCAGUUCUGUACAUAAAACACAUGUUUCAUGACAAUCUGAUUGUCUACCAUAUCCUCUGACACGUCCAUCUCUUUCCCAAAAUCACAAAGAGCAUUCUUCUUGGCAAUGGGCCUUCCACUGAACACAGGUGCAAGUCAAUUAGAAGUUAUAUGGUUUUCAGGCUUAAUUGUUAAUAAUUAGGAAUUUUUAUAUACAUGACAGGAACUUUCACAUUCGAGAACUGAGCACAUGGAGACAGUUAGAGCAUAGACACGACAAAGGAAUAUCCAGAGUACAUCUGUCCAAAGUCUACAGUCUUUCUACUAAGGGUUCUUUGAGCAUAAGGCAAGUGAACAGUGGCAAACCAAACCAGUGUGAACUCAGGAACUGUGGACCAGUAGCUGUGGAACAGUGGCAAUCUUACAUCUGAACAUGUUUUAAAUUUUAAAGACAGAAAAAAAAUACCAUUAAACCCAUGAAAGUGAAACAUUCAUCAUUAAAAGUAAAAGAAUUACAAAAGAAUUAACUAUGUUCUUUCAUAGUGUAUGGGCCAGAAAAUGAAGGGUUGGAGUGGAAGGUGGGGAAAUGAAUACCUGUCAGAUUUUGAUAAAAAAUACAGUUAUAAGCUCUGCAAACAGGUAAAUUGUUGUGUAUGUUCAUAUGCUAGUGAAGAUAUUUUUGGGACACUUUUCUCUCGACCUCAGCAGAAAUCACCUCAGAAACAUUGCUUCUUCAACACCAGGGUCUUCUCCAGCAUAAGGCCAACUCUACUUCCUCAGCAGUCAUCUUUGCAGGAGGCAAAGUGCUAACAAACCCACAUUUCUUUUAAAGUACGACACACUAAGCAUCAAGUCUGGGGCGACUGUUCUUUCACAAUUCCUGUAGCAGGAAGGCCAUAUCCUUAGUGUUCCACCUUUCAUGCUUGUCUUCUGCACCCUCCCACUCCUAACCAUGCUGAUGUUUCCUUGUCUAUAUCAGUAAGAUUGAGAAAAGAGUCAGAUACAUCUUCUGAAUUAUCUUCCCCUCCAUGUUGGAACCAUCACCAAAUCUUAGCUUUCAGGAAUUUUUAUUAAAUGUUUAGUUUCAUAGCAUUGCCCUCUCUCACCAUUUCAAGUUUUAUCAUAAACUACUGACAUAAUUUUGACUUUAACCUCCUAUUCUACAAGACACACGUAUUUGGAAUUUUAUGAGUAGUUCAAAACUAACCGAUCUUGUCCACUAUUUCCUUCUGUCACAGAGAACUCUUUUCACAGUGCUUUCCUUUACCAAUCGAGUAGUUCCCAUGAUUCAAUACCAACUGCUUUCUGUCCCCAUUGGCAUGCUUCGCCAUGGUUCUUAGCAAAUUCUUAUCAAGGCAGGAAGCUGAACUGACAAUCAUCGGUGUCAGCAGCCAGGACUGUAGAAAAGUCUUCCAGGCCUGUGGCCUCUUGUUUUGUUUGUUUGUUUGUUUGUUUGUUUGUGUUUUUUUUUUUUUUUUUUUUUUUUA
Messenger RNA from Peromyscus leucopus (white-footed mouse), 6522 nucleotides. RefSeq names its product G protein-coupled receptor 141 (gene Gpr141). Gene Ontology annotation, biological process: G protein-coupled receptor signaling pathway. Gene Ontology annotation, molecular function: oxysterol binding; G protein-coupled receptor activity. Bases 695 to 1612 code for a protein of 305 amino acids. The record is from RefSeq and is a predicted model, not a curated record. The transcript has 5 exons. Gene Ontology annotation, cellular component: membrane. NCBI's taxonomy places the organism in Eukaryota, Metazoa, Chordata, Mammalia, Rodentia, Cricetidae.